Molecule: messenger RNA, 927 nt
Organism: Cannabis sativa
Lineage: Eukaryota; Viridiplantae; Streptophyta; Magnoliopsida; Rosales; Cannabaceae
Product: kiwellin-1-like
Exons: 1
Coding region: 1-567 (188 amino acids)
Source: RefSeq, a predicted model, not a curated record
AUGAAGAACCAAUUUUGCUCCAAGACCUUUUUUCUCAUUUUCCUUCUUGUGGUCACCCAGUGGUUGACCACAGAGGCCAAAACUUGUAAUCCCAGUGGGAAAAUAAGAGGGAAAAAGCCUCCUCCAGGACAAUGCAACCAAGAAAAUGACUCUGAUUGCUGCAAGCAAGGCAAAUCUUAUACUACCUACGAGUGCUCACCAAGAGUGUCAGGCAAAACCAAGGCAGUUUUGACAAUCAACAGCUUUGAGAAGGGUGGAGAUGGCGGUGGCCCCUCAGAAUGCGACAACCAAUACCACUCAGAUGAUACUCCGGUGGUGGCAUUAUCCACUGGCUGGUUCAACAAUAUGCAGAGAUGUCUUCAAAACAUAACCAUAUAUGGUAAUGGGAGAAGUGUGAGUGCAAUGGUUGUGGAUGAGUGUGAUUCAACAGCAGGGUGUGAUGCUGCUCAUGAUUAUCAGCCUCCAUGUCCUAAUAACAUUGUUGAUGCUUCUAAAGCUGUUUGGAAGGCAUUAGGAGUCUCCAAAGGUGAUUGGGGUCAAUUGGAUAUUUACUGGUCUCAAGCCUGAUUUCCUUUGUUGUAAUACGGUUAUUGAUUAUUGUGAUUUGAGGCUAUAUUAUGUAUUGUUUAUUUAUUGUUCUUUUUUAUGUUUGAAUUAAUGAAAGUGCAUCUUACGUGUUAUCUAUAUUGAAACAGAAAAGUUUAAACUUACAUUGCAAGCUCACUCAGUUUGUUGCUUUAUGAGCUUAGUCUUGAUGCCAUAAUUAAACUUGUCCGAAGGCUUUAGCUUUUAAUCUAAUUAUCAAUAUUGCAUUAUUCUAACUUGAACGGUUAUUGUUUAUUGAAUUUUUUGGAAACCCGUUAUCAUAAGUGUUAUGCUAAAGAAAGUAUGUUAGAAAGCAAAUGAGAGAAGAUUUUUUGCAUGGUU